UGUUUCCAAUUAAAUUCUCCAAGUCAUUCUUUUUCUUUAACUUGGGAUCUGAGCACCAGCCUUCACUUGCCUUUCCUGAGUUCUUAAGCUUUCUCUGGCUACUUUUUCACAUACAAAUUUGGUAAAUUUCAAUAAAAAAACAAGCUAUAUCAUAAAAUAUAUUGAAACCUUGGUCAGAGAACAGAUUGAUUUAAGCUUGUUGAUUGUUAUGUUUCAGUCUCAAGGAAAUGGUCUUGUUGUUGGUUUUGGGGGGUUUUGUAUAAGAGAAAGCUUUGGCUUACAACUGAAAACUCUUCUCUGAUGCAGUAACAAGCAGUGACUGUCCUGGGAGUGUUUGAUUGUUUCUGGAGGAAUCUGUCUUUGUUCAUGUGACUGUUUGAUUGUUUCUUUUCUUGUAUAUCUCAUUUUAAAUGUUGGGAUUCUGUCUGAAUUUUCAGUCAGAAAACAUGCAUAAAAUAAUAAAAAAUUGAUGUUUGGUAGAUCAUGAAGUGCUUGUUGCCUCUCACUCCAUCAUGGAUUAGAUCUCACAUGGAAGUAUUGGGAGGAGGGUCUCUUCUCUCUAUUUAAGGAGGUGCAGACCUCUUCCUGUUUCUCCACAGAGAAUUCCUCUCUCUCUCUGUCCCUCCCUCUCCCUUUUUCUGUGAUCUCAGAUCUUCCUCUGUAGAAAAAGGUGGGAGUCUCUCAGAAGAGUGUCUAGAACGCAAACAUGGUGAAGAUCUGCUGCAUCGGUGCCGGCUAUGUCGGUGGCCCAACCAUGGCCGUCAUUGCCUUGAAAUGCCCCAACAUCGAGGUGGCCGUCGUCGACAUUUCCGUCACCCGCAUCGCUGCAUGGAACAGCGAUCAGCUCCCGAUCUACGAGCCCGGCCUUGAAGACGUCGUGAAGCAGUGCCGAGGCAGGAACCUCUUCUUCAGCACUGACGUAGAAAAGCAUGUCUGUGAGGCCGAUAUCAUAUUCGUCUCGGUGAACACGCCCACCAAAACCCGUGGCCUCGGCGCCGGUAAGGCUGCCGACCUUACCUACUGGGAGAGUGCUGCUCGCAUGAUCGCCGACGUCUCAAAGUCCGACAAAAUUGUGGUGGAGAAGUCCACGGUCCCCGUUAAGACCGCCGAGGCCAUCGAGAAGAUCUUGACCCACAACAGCAAAGGCAUAAGCUACCAGAUCCUCUCCAACCCAGAGUUCCUCGCAGAGGGUACUGCAAUCCAGGACCUGUUCAACCCCGACCGGGUGCUUAUCGGCGGGAGGGAGACGCCGGAGGGGCAGAAGGCCGUCCAAGCACUCAAGGAGGUCUAUGCCCAUUGGGUUCCCGAGGACAGAAUCAUCACGACCAAUCUAUGGUCAGCUGAGCUAUCCAAGCUCGCUGCUAAUGCCUUCCUAGCGCAGAGGAUCUCGUCGGUGAACGCCAUUUCGGCGCUCUGCGAGGCCACCGGGGCAAACGUGGCGGAGGUGGCCUAUGCCGUCGGAAAGGACAGCAGGAUCGGGCCUAAGUUCUUGAACGCAAGCGUCGGAUUUGGUGGCUCCUGCUUCCAGAAGGACAUCCUGAACUUGGUCUACAUCUGCGCGUGCAAUGGCCUCCCUGAGGUGGCCAACUACUGGAAGCAAGUGAUCAAGAUCAAUGACUACCAGAAGAGCCGGUUCGUGAACAGGGUUGUUUCCUCCAUGUUCAACACUGUUGCUGGGAAGAAGAUUGCUGUGCUCGGGUUCGCGUUCAAGAAGGACACCGGCGACACAAGGGAGACGCCGGCCGUUGACGUCUGCAAGGGGCUGCUGGGUGACAAGGCCAAGAUUAGCAUCUACGAUCCGCAGGUGACGGAGGACCAGAUCCAGCGCGAUCUUGCGAUGAACAAGUUCGACUGGGAUCACCCCAUCCACCUCCAGCCGAUGAGCCCGACGGCGGUGAAGGAGGUGACCGUGACCUGGGACGCCUACGAGGCCGCCACGGGAGCACACGCAGUCUGCAUCCUGACCGAGUGGGACGAGUUCAAGCGACUGGACUACUCGAAGAUCUACGAGAACAUGCAGAAGCCUGCCUUUAUCUUCGAUGGACGCAAUGUGGUGGAUCCUGAGAAGCUCAGGGAGAUGGGAUUCAUCGUGUACUCGAUCGGGAAGCCAUUGGAUCCCUGGCUCAAGGACAUGCCUGCUGUGGCCUAAUUGGGAGCUCUGUUGGAAGAGAGAGAGAGGGAUUCUUUACGGAUCACAAUGCUAAGGUUUCAUAGUGGUUGUCGUUUCAUUAUACUUAUGUAUGGAGUGUCUUAUUAUAUAUGGAGCCAAUUGUCACUGUAAUUAGUCUCAUAUGGUAUGUAAGAUUAAGAUUAGUGUACUAUUAUUAAUUCUUAUAUAUAAGAUUUAUAAUUGUAGUUAA
Molecule: messenger RNA, 2360 nt
Organism: Musa acuminata AAA Group (dessert banana)
Lineage: Eukaryota; Viridiplantae; Streptophyta; Magnoliopsida; Zingiberales; Musaceae
Product: UDP-glucose 6-dehydrogenase 4-like
Exons: 2
Coding region: 707-2149 (480 amino acids)
Biological process (GO): glycosaminoglycan biosynthetic process
Cellular component (GO): nucleus
Molecular function (GO): NAD binding; UDP-glucose 6-dehydrogenase activity
Source: RefSeq, a predicted model, not a curated record